Messenger RNA from Penicillium coprophilum, 1077 nucleotides. Its product is annotated as cupredoxin domain-containing protein. Bases 1 to 1077 code for a protein of 358 amino acids. NCBI's taxonomy places the organism in Eukaryota, Fungi, Ascomycota, Eurotiomycetes, Eurotiales, Aspergillaceae. The record is from RefSeq and is a predicted model, not a curated record. The transcript is spliced from 4 exons.
AUGUUUGUGAGCCAACUAGCCCGGCCGCUAGCAUGGCUGGCUUUGGCAACCGUGAUAGUGGCUGCCGACUCUUCUAGAAGUGCAACUGCUACUCAUGCAGAUUCAUCAUCGACGGUAACCUCAACAACUUCCUCCUCGACCGGUAUCACGACCCAUACAGUCAAGGUGGGGGCGAAAUCAGAUCCACACCAGUUUGAUCCAGCGAGUAUAACGGCCAAUGUUGGCGACAUUGUCGUUUUUGAAUUCUACCCAACGAACCAUUCUGUCGUCAAGGCAGAUUAUGACGCCCCUUGUCAACCAGCAGAUGGAGAAAUCUUUUAUUCUGGAGCCUUCGCGGAUUUUAAUCUGCAAGAUGGACAAAUGGUCGGACCGGCCCCGACCUGGUCUUUGCGAGUCAAUAGUACCGAGCCCACAUUCUACUACUGCACUGCAAUUGACUCAUGCAUAAAGAAUGGAAUGGUCGGAGUAAUCAACCCGAACAAAACCCAGACAUGGCAAUCGCAAUAUGACAAAGCUCUGAAAUACCCUUACAUGCUAGUCCCAGGUCAGCCUGCACCCGCAGAAGGCAGCACUGGAGGUAGCGGCUCCAGCGACAACAAAAACGGGGACGACAAAAGCAGCGACGAAAAGCAUGGGCUCAGCACGGGGGCCAUUGCCGGUAUCGCCGUGGCAGCUGUCGCCUUCGUAGGCAUAUUGGUGGCACUAUUCUUCGUCCUCGGCCGUAACCGCGUUUACUCGCAGUGGAUGUCCUCGCAGGAUGGGCGCACAGAGCGUACUGCACGCUGGGCAAUGUUCAAUCACGGCGACGGUGGAAAAAGCGAAGCGGGAAGCGCUGUCCCUACCCAAAAAUCAGGCCAUAUCGACAUGACGGCCGUCUCGAGUCCGGAUCCGACUGUACGUGCAGUAUCACCUGGGUUGGGAGUUUACUCGGGUCCUGGUUCGCCGUCGACGCAGCAGGGUCACUGGAGCUGGAAUGAGCCUCAGCCACGUGCCCGUACAAGCGCGAUUGCAACAGAGCUUGAGGGUCAUCCGAUCAUCUGGGAAGCACCAGGAAGUAUCCCCGGGCAACGGCCCUGA